AAGUCAACAGACGCCUACGUCAUUGACGCGCGUUGAGGCAUGCGUGCGAGAGGAUCGAGCGCGCUCUUUGACAGGAGUUUUAGUGCGAGAAGUGGGAGGAGGAAUUGAGUGAUGCGAAAGAAACAGGCGACGAGUUAAAAAAUACAAACAACACAGAGAGAUGAGCAGUAACGCAGCAAGCCCAAUGUCUGGUGUGGCGUCUUUAAGUUCCGGAAGAGGAACUGGAAAGUCUGCAAGCUUUGUUCCUGAGUUGCAAACAAUGCUAUUUGCUCUCGGAGAUGUCCGUCGACCUCUUCAGGAAACUGCAGCAUUAGUAGAAGACAUAGUGCAUAGCCAGCUCAUUCACUUGUUGCAGCAAGCUGCAGAUAUAUCUCAGUUAAGAGGAGCUAGAGUUAUAUCUGCUGAAGACAUCUUGUUUCUUAUGCGUAAAGAUAAGAAGAAGCUUAGAAGAUUGUUGAAAUACAUGGCUUUUAGGGAUUAUAAAUCCAAAAUUGUCAAAAGUAUUGAUGAAGAGGAACCCAUUGAAACAGACAAAUUCAGCUGCAGCAAUGUCAACAAGAGGCAGAAGUUGGCUCAGGACUUUCUCAGUUCUAUUGAUCAAACAGGAGAAUUUCUGGCACUACUGGAAGACACUGAAAUUGAUGAAAUUAAACAGGAAAGACUGGAGAGAGCUGAACGACAGACCAGAAUGAUGGACCCAAUUCAAUAUGCAGAAUUCUGUGAAAGCCGGCAGCUGAGUUUUUCAAAAAAGGCAUCCAAGUUUAGAGAGUGGCUCGACUGUAGCAGUAUGGAAGUGAAGCCUAAUGCUGUUGCCAUGGAAAUCUUGUCCUACCUGGCCUAUGAGACAGUUGCUCAGCUGGUUGACCUUGCACUUUUGGUGAAGCAAGACAUGGCCACAAAGGCAGGAGACCCAUUCAGCCAUGUUAUUUCAGCAACUUAUAUACAACAUUAUAAUACUCCAGGAGAGGGGCUGUCUGUAUCUGUAAAGACCCAUAUGGAUUCCCCUGAGAACACCCCUCCUUCCACACCCACCACCCCAGCCUCAGGGCCCCAGCAUGGAGUGAAAACUCACCCAGGCAAUCUUGGAAAUGGAGGUGUUGGGCAAGAUUUAUGCAGCAAAGUUAAACAGAGAAAACGAAAAAAGAGCGCUGCAGCCUGUGGUCUCCCGGCUCAAAGUGAUGCCAUUCAGCCCGCCCACAUCAGAGAGGCAAUCCGACGGUACAGCCACAAGAUUGGCCCACUCUCCCCAUUCACAAGUGCCUACUGCAGAAAUGGGAUGACAUUUCUAGCCUGUUGAUCUGAAGAAGAACAGUAAAUAUAGAGACGCCGUCUAAAGAUGUAACUGCCAAUAUUACAGAAACCAAGACGCCAUUUCUAUCAUCAGUACUCUGCCAGAUUUGUCUUUCAGUCACAGAAGAUGACAGCUUAUGAGGACGAAUUUUAGUGAGAAAUGACGCCUUUAGUUGUUGUUAAUCACACUGAAACACUGAAUGGCAACAAAAAUGAAAAGUUGUAUUGUUUCCUUGCACAUUUAAGCCUUCUUUUUUCAUGAAUAAAGAGUUUACAGACUUUCCCAUUU
Erpetoichthys calabaricus (reedfish) is the source of this 1579-nucleotide messenger RNA. It is a transcript of the gene supt3h, whose product is annotated as SPT3 homolog, SAGA and STAGA complex component. The coding region runs from base 161 to 1297 and encodes 378 amino acids. The transcript is spliced from 13 exons. Gene Ontology annotation, biological process: transcription by RNA polymerase II. Gene Ontology annotation, molecular function: transcription coactivator activity; protein heterodimerization activity. The record is from RefSeq and is a predicted model, not a curated record. NCBI's taxonomy places the organism in Eukaryota, Metazoa, Chordata, Cladistia, Polypteriformes, Polypteridae.